AUGGCCUGUUUGGGCUCUAAAUCUAGACUUGGCCAUACAAAAUAUACUAUAUCAAUAGCCAGUUAUGCAGAAGAUUAUCAUGAGUUGCUGUCAUUAGAUUGUGACGCAAUCUUGUUGAAUAUUUUACUAUUUAUUGGCCCUUCUUACACGUAUCGUGUCUUUUUAUUUCGUCUAUUGUAUCUAUAUUACCAGAAAGUAACCCAAGAUCUGCCACUGAAAAAAAGCCAGAAGCAAGGUUUUUUGAUCUAUCCUCCAAAGGUAUUGAGCCAUGCCAUGCCUUCCCAGGCAAAGCUUGUAGCGGAAUUGGCACAACUCCAAACAUAUAUUUUAAUUGCACGACUUUUAUUUGCUUUGGUGCAAACUACUCAGGCAAACAUGGCUUCAUCAGCACCUCUUGUUAUACUUGAACAAAUUGUCAACCAAAUCUCAUGGAGAGACAAAAUGACAUGUCUAUUGGUGUGCAAAGGUUGGAGAUCGUCUCUACUGUCUCUAUUUGAUACGCAUGUGGAUAUAAAAAGUGUAGAAAAGUGGAAGAUCUUCUACACAUCUUGCUGUGAUACUCUUCAAGACGACUAUCCAAUCGGACAAAGUAUAAGAUCUAUUGCUAUUCGUUGUAUCGUGCCAAAUGAAGAGCUUUUUCACAUCUUGAAAUUGUGCCCACGUCUGCAGUCUCUACUAAUAAAUCCAUCUGAACCAUUACAUAUCAUACUUUCUGAAGAUAGACUGUCUCUAAAUCCGAACCCUAUACUACCUACUCUCAAAACUCUUUACAUACGUACAGAAAUCAAAUUCUUGGACAAUCAGGAUCUUGAAUUGAUUCAGCGACAAUGUCCUUGUCUUCGUGCAUUAACUUUUGUUGCUCCACGCAUGUAUUUCGACCCUAUUUCACAAACAAAUUCACUCGAAUCAGUCAAGAAGUACGACUCGGUCGAAUAUCUGCGUUUCAUUAUCGAGGAAGACACAAUGGAAGAUGUGGCCCAGUGGCUGAAGUAUAUUGGUCACAAAUAUCCAUCAAUUAGAACACUUGGUAUCGAGAAUAGUUCUUGUGCUGACCAUCGUAGUUACCCUGAAGGGUGUGAAGAAGCUGCGGAAUUAUUAUUCCAGCAAUGUCGCCUCUUGACAACUCUAGAGCUCAAGAAUAUCAACUGGGGAGACAUAAUGACGCGACAGAUGGAUAGAUCCAAAAGCGGAAUCAGGUCUAUAAAACUUGAUCAUCGUGACCCAGCAAUGGCGAUGAUUAACGCCGGCAGCCUCAUGUCCUGUCAAUUUCGCAAUCUGUCGACCGUCUCACUCUCUAUUCCGUUCAGAGCUUACAGUCAUGACGGUGCUCACUGGUGUUUUCGUGAACUCAAGCUAUCACAUCUGAGCCUAAAGGGAUACCGAGAGACAAGUACAGACAGAAUACCUGAUAUUUCUUUGAGCGACAUGCCAAAACUAGAGAGUCUGACAAUAGAGGAUGCGAUGCUGGUAGACCGUAGCUUCAUACACGAUGAUUAUGCAGAAAACUCUAUAAAGAAACUGACGCUACGAAACUUGGUGUUUGAGCGUCUUGCGCUGGAAAGUCUAUCGAGAUUGGCUCAAGGUUUAACGCAUCUGACGAUGGAUCGAUGCCAGCUUCUCCCAGAAACAGGAGAAUAUGAAGACGACAGUGAUGAUUAUGUGUGGGAUAAUGGACAGAUAAAGGUCGACCUGAGAUCUCAGUCUCUUUUCUCAAUCGACAUUCGGAACCUGUCAUCUUGGUACAGUCCAACCAAGAGAUAUGCAAAACAAGCCGAGAAUACUACGAUAUUUCAAAUUAUUCAAAUGUCCAAGCAAGCGGCUAAUUCGGCAUCCUUAUUCCGGAUUAGAGCAGAUGGGCCGUGGUACCAGAAAAGAAAUAAGAGAUAUGUGUGCUUGAAUGAAGAUGAAGUUUGUGCAGUAAAAGAUAGAUUGAUUCCGCCAAGACGUCGCCGGCCUGCGGCAGACCCUGAAUUUGAUUAUCUAAAUGAUAUUCAAAAAGGAUUUAUUACUAUUUAUUGUAAGUCAGUCUAUUAUCUUUAUAUUGACAGCCAGUGGAUACUUUAG
Phycomyces blakesleeanus NRRL 1555(-) is the source of this 2064-nucleotide messenger RNA. RefSeq lists its product as hypothetical. The coding region runs from base 1 to 2064 and encodes 687 amino acids. Lineage: Eukaryota; Fungi; Mucoromycota; Mucoromycetes; Mucorales; Phycomycetaceae. The transcript is spliced from 4 exons. The record is from RefSeq and is a predicted model, not a curated record.